Messenger RNA from Impatiens glandulifera, 2139 nucleotides. RefSeq names its product protein ROOT HAIR DEFECTIVE 3-like. Gene Ontology annotation, biological process: endoplasmic reticulum membrane fusion. Gene Ontology annotation, cellular component: endoplasmic reticulum. The transcript has 20 exons. The record is from RefSeq and is a predicted model, not a curated record. Gene Ontology annotation, molecular function: GTPase activity; GTP binding. The coding region runs from base 1 to 2139 and encodes 712 amino acids. NCBI's taxonomy places the organism in Eukaryota, Viridiplantae, Streptophyta, Magnoliopsida, Ericales, Balsaminaceae.
AUGAGUGGUUCUUCUUCUUCUUCUUCUUCAAGCUAUUCCACAUCCACACACCUGAUAGAUGGAGAAGGAAAGUUCAAUAGGUCGGGGCUAGAGAGCUUGACAGAGAAUGCUAAAUUAUAUCAAUCUGUCAAAUCCUACAAAGUUAUCUCGAUCAUGGGCCCUCAAAGCAGCGGGAAGAGCACGCUGUUGAAUCACAUGUUCCAUACAAAUUUCGUUGAGAUGGAUGCAACCAAAGACAGGUCUCAAACAACGUUGGGUAUUUGGUUAGAAAAAUGUGUCAAUGUUGAACCAUGUACUCUUGUCAUGGACUUAAAGGGUAACGAUGGAACAGAGAGUAGUCAUAUUGAUACAUUCUUCGAGAAACAAAUCGCACUCUUUGCGCUUGCAGUUUCAGACGUAGUCCUCGUAAACAUGUGGUGUGAAGAUGUUGAACGGAAAAAUACGACAAAUAAAUCCUUAUUAAGAACUGUUUUUCAGGUCAUGAUGCGCUUCUUCAAGCCUCGUCAAACCACUCUUUUGUUUGUACUGCGAGAUAAAACAAAGACGCCUUUUACAAAGUUGGAAGAAAUCCUAAAGAAAGACACUCUUGAGAUAUGGAAUUCAAUUCUUAAACCGCAAUCUCUCGAGGAAACACCCUUCAGCAAAUUCUUCAAUAUUAGUGUUGUGUCACUUUCUAGUUACAAAGAAGAAAAUGAAGCAUAUCUUAAAGAGGUAAGUGAGCUAAAGGAAAAACUAACGAGUGGGGAAAUGUCAAGUGAUGAGAGCCUUGGAUUUUCAAUCAGCACCUUCGAACAAAUUUGGAAGACUAUCAGAGACAAUAAGGACCUUAACAUUCCACCUCCAACAGAAUGGUGUGAAUUAAGUGAUGCAAAUAGAACUACUAAUUCAGUGCCAGGUUUCGGCAACAAGGUUAGCUCACUCAUUGAUGCUUGUCUAUCACAAUACGACGAAGAUGCUCAACUUUACGAAGAUGAUAUAAGAAAAGAGCGACGGAAGAUGCUCGUGGACAACUUAAUGCUAAGUAUAAAACCAGCCUAUUAUUCUUCUUUACAAGUUAUAAUUACGGGAAAGGUAAAGGAAUUCAAAGAUGCAUUUGAUAAUGAUUUGAAAUGCGGGAAAAGUUUUUGCGAUGCAGUUGAUAAUUGUAUUGACCGAUAUUCGAGUCUAUUGGACAAAGCAUUUGAAGAUAUUAGUAUCCCAGAAGGUAAUUUGGAUUCUUCGCUAGAGAAGAAGAAGUUUAUGAAUGAAGUAUAUGCAAUUGUUGGGCAAGCCCGAGGAGGAAAAAUGAAUGAUCUGAUUCACGAAUUAUACAAGGAAAAGUUAAGGGAUGCAACAAGGGAACCAUUGGAGGCCAUUCUAGGAUACCCGUGGUCUCAAACGUGGCCAAAUAUAAGAGAACUCCUCGCCACGCAGUCUAAGGAGAUUGCCGACGAUUACUACCAGGCCAUGUCCCGAUAUGGUGCAGAGCAGGAGACUUCCCUUGACGACAUACAAACGCAAUUUCAGGGCUACUUAAGACAAAUUAUCGUUGCAAAAGCAAAGACGGAGGCUCCUAAAGUGACAAAUCUUAUGCAAGACAGGUUCAUCACAAUGUUUCUCCAAGAUCCCGAUUCUAUGCCACGCUCAUGGGAUGCAGAUAACAUUGACAUCAACAAAAUCAUUAGGAUUGCCAAGACUCAAAGCUUAAAGAUGCUAGCGGUCAUGGCUGCAAUCCGCUUAGAAUCUGAAAACGGUGAUCAAAUCGAGGAUACACUAAGCAUGGCUUUUUUGGGAGACGAAGAUGAUCAUGAACAUCCAUCUUACGGUGCAUUGGCUAGUACCACUUGGAACGGGAUAUCAAAAGAAGACACACUGCUGAGUCCAAUCAAAUGUGCAUCCAUGUGGAAGCACUUCUUGACAAAGAUAAACCAAAUCACCGGUCUAGCCAAGACAACUGUAAAAAAGGCUAAGAGAGAAGCACAAGUCAACGACGCUCUGCCAUCAUCACAGAUUAGCAUCGUAGCUGCAACAGGUGCUGAUGCAAACGCUGUUAAUCAGAUAAAUGUUCAAGAAGCUGGAAAAUGUGACAAGGCAGUAGCCAAAAUGGAAAAGAAAAAGAACAAUACAAAUAGGAAAACUCAAGAUGAAGAAACACAAUAA